Diaporthe batatas is the source of this 3039-nucleotide messenger RNA. RefSeq lists its product as uncharacterized. The transcript has a single exon. The record is from RefSeq and is a predicted model, not a curated record. NCBI's taxonomy places the organism in Eukaryota, Fungi, Ascomycota, Sordariomycetes, Diaporthales, Diaporthaceae. The coding region runs from base 474 to 1481 and encodes 335 amino acids.
GUUUAUGGAAACCGCAAGAUCAUACUGAGCAGGCCGUUUUAGGUGGCCUGUCAAGGAGUACAUGUGCGGCGGAUGACCAUUUGCAUGGCGUAGACGUUGUGAGUGCAGACAGUAACCAUUUGGCAGACUACCUAAGCCCCCCAGAUUCGUUUUAUUCCCUUACCCACUCGCGGAUGUGUUUCACGGUCUGGGCUUACAGAAGCCAGUGUUGACAAGAACAUUGUGCGGGGUGGGCGACGGAUGACACAUACUAGUAGUUCCAAGUUGAGCCUGAGUGAGCCUUUUCCUUGUCAACCAACCACAAGCUCCAAUAUGUAGCAGGAUGAUGAGUCCUAUAUACAAGAUUCGUCAAUCUGGGCGCAGUCUGAACGAUGCAACUACUCACCCGACAGUAGACUACCUCCUGCCAAGAGGAUGGGGCUGCGAGGAGGUCCGGCGCCAAUAAGAGGGCGUGCUGCAUUGGGCCCUCCUCAAUGCUGACAGCAGAACCUUGGAUGACUACUUACUCUUUCCGUUGCCCCUCGCAAAUGCGAAGCAUCUCUGCGCAUGCCAUGGCUCCCUCCUCGGUCUCCGACUCCGACAUUGACGGCUUCCUCGUCACAGCCGAGAACCCGGCGCGAGGCGGCGCGGCAGCAAUAGACCACGCACGAUGUGCGGCCUUGCACAACUACCUCGUCCGUUACGCCUGGCUCGCCGAAGGCCGCCCCCCAGAUGCUCUUCCCGUGAACAAUACCUUCUUCACCACCCACGGCCCCGCCGCCGAGGCUCUCCGCCCGCGCCUCGACCCGUCGCUCGCGGCCUUCCUCGACACCGCCGUGCUCCCUGGUGGCGCCUCCGAAGCCCCGCCUUUCUUCUUCUGGGCACAGGGGCUGUCUGAGCCAGACGACAUCUUCGCCAGCGAGACGGCUGACUUGCAUGACGAGCCGGACGACGGCCUGGUGUGCUUGUAUUGGCCCAAUAUCGGCCAGGACGGGGUGUCUGGCGGCGGCCUGUACUAUCACCAGGGCACCCACCGCGCCGCAGUCUUGAUGCACAUGGACGACUUUGGCUAUGCACUGCCGGCCGGGGCGCACCCGGCACUCUGGAACCCGCUCGAGACCGUCCUGUCCAACUGGGUCGGGCUCCUCCGUCUCGGCAAGAUCGCGGCGUCGCCCGCGGGGGAGCCCGCCCUUUUCGGAGUCGAAAAGAUCGGACCGUGGGAGUGGCGGCCGUACGGCGAGGCACAGGUCACGGCUUGCAUCAGGGCCUGGGACCGGCUGUGCGCGGCCAUCGAUGCUGAGAUGCCGGCGUCGCCCGGCCGCGUCGGCGUGGCGGCGGCGGUGGGGGACGUACAGCUUCUAUCACCCGCCGCUUUGGACGCGGCUUCGGUUCCCGAGGGGUGCUUUGCGCGCGCCUUUCUGUCCCGUGCCCGACGGCCGCGCUUCCGCCACGUCGCACCGGGUCAACCGACUCACCCCUCAUCAACUGUUGUGACGGUCUGAGAAAUUCCGGACCGAGCCAGUUACCUAGUCAGUCACAGCACUCACCCGCGGCCACCGCAUAAAUACCAUUUCUGAUUUUCUGCAGCGCAAGUCACAAGAUGGCAUCCCACAACAAUACAAAGGAGGAGCCGGAGUCGUGGGACGCGCCCAGGUACAACAAGCCCAUCUAUAAUUCCAAGAGACCAGACCGAAGAAGGCGCCCCUCACACCACCUUAGGGCCUGGCGAUCAGCGACGAAGACGUGGCGUAGCUCAAGGCCGGGUUCCCAAUCCACAGAGCAUGGGCGGACGACAAGUGUGACCUGGUAGCCGAGGACCCGGACGGGCGCGGGCGGGGCGUUUUUCGGUGCAUAUCAUCCGCAACUGGCCACAUACUGAUGGACUGCUGCGUACUUCAUCACAUCCCCCAAAAACCACAGGCAGGGAAUGGCGACAACAAGGAUGAGGGCAGCAGAGGUCUCGGGCACCACGUGGGACGGGGACAUGGAGGUGCAGCACCGCAGCACGGAGCUGAGCAGGCCGUGAUGCCGUGCAGAGGCUGGCUGGCCCGGCUGCGAGCUUGAGGGGCUCCCGCAGUAUUCGUCCUCGCUGUCCUGGGACCCCUAGUGGUUUGCAAGAAACUGGGCGGGCCAGAGGGCCGGGCAGAUCGCGAUGGGGAUGGCUCCACGGCAGCAGGGGCGGGCAAGGCCGGGGAGGUUGACCUGGAGCUCGAGCUGCACGUAAUGUCGUUGGGGGGCGAUAUAGGAAUGAGAGUCAAUAAGGUAUUUUCUACGCUCGCCUGUGAUGAGAGAGAUAAGCAGGCUCCCCAUUCGUGCCGUCAGGCUAAUAGACGCAGCCAAGUCCUAUCCAGCCCUGUCCUCUGGGCUUGCGAUGGCGGCGACGGCGGCAAGCACGAUCUCAGCAUGCUGGGUGGCCAGGGAGGGACCAGCUCGACAUCGGGGCGAUCCAGUACCAUCCAGCGCAAGAUCCAUGGGACAGUGGCGUGCUUAUGACCCAAGGGUAGGGCAGCCGAGAAGUGCUGCUCGCGCAGGGGAGAGUCAUCCACAUCUAGAGUAGGAAGGUCAGGCAGACGAGGCAGGGCUUGCAGGAUGUAUGCAGCGAGACGGUAGUUGGUUGAGCCAUACACGCGCCGAUGAGGGCGGCUCGCAGCGUCGCUUGCGACUGAGCUGUGCGGCAGGCAGAGGCGUGGGGCGGCUGCUGCCGGGGGAAACAGGGUGAAUGGAGGCUGUCGCGACAGCGCGUCGUGGAACGUGGCGGGUCGACGCGACCAAAAUGUCGAGGUCGCACGUGACCUGUGCGCGCAGGCAGGUUUUGGACUAGCGAUCUGGAUGCGAGAGCACGUAGGAUCGAGGGCGCAGGCAUUUGAAGCUGUGAACAAAAAGACAGAGCAUUGGUUUUGCGCAUGGCCAGUCGCCAGUCACGGCCGAGCAGGCAGGUAGGUCCCACACACGAAAAAAUCCUUCCUCGUCUGGCUCGCAAGCGCACCAGGACAACGAAAGACAAAAAUCAGUCAAGAAAGAUUUGAGGGUUCCAAAGAUUCCCUAGCCAGCCGAAGCCAG